Lolium perenne is the source of this 1798-nucleotide messenger RNA. Its product is annotated as putative FBD-associated F-box protein At5g53635. Gene Ontology annotation, molecular function: protein binding. NCBI's taxonomy places the organism in Eukaryota, Viridiplantae, Streptophyta, Magnoliopsida, Poales, Poaceae. The record is from RefSeq and is a predicted model, not a curated record.
UGCAUAAUUAGUAGCUCCCAUAAUCAUCGCCAAAUUAACAGCGCGCCAUCUCCUUGGCAGCCAUGAGAGUCCAUCUAGACCUCAACGCCCUGCCAGAUGAUUCAGGCGAAGACGCCAACGACGUGAAAUUCGACGUAGCGGUGGCCGGCGCCGGAGAAGUCGGGUCUCAGAUUGAUCUUAACGUCGAGCUUCGCCUUGCGAUUGGAUGUUUUACGGGCGAGCCGAGUCGUCAAGCAGUCUCGCUGCUGCCGCCGGCCGGGGUUAAGGAGGAGCAACCGGCCAUCGAAUCGAGGACUUGCCGUGGCUCCCGCAACAAGAUCGACGGAAUGCCCAAGAAGAAAGCCGCGGCGAGCAUCGCCGUGGACCGCAUCAGCCAACUCCCCGACGAGCUCCUCCACCACGUGCUCGCCUCGCUGCCGGUGGACGAGGUCGUGCAGACCUCCGCGCUGGCCCGCCGGUGGCGGCACCUCUGGAAGCGCAUGCCCGUCCUGCGCCUCGUCCACCCCAGGCGGUUCGCGAGCGCCGUGGAUUACGACAAGUUCGUCAACCAUGUCAUCGCCCUCCGUGGCGAUGCGCCUCUCGUCAGCUGCGAGAUCGAGUCACAUCUGACCAAGGAUGAUUACGCUGGUGAGCCCGAUGAGCCCGAUCCGAACCCGUACUUCGAUUCCUGGAUCCAGUACGCCCUGUCGUGCAAGGUUCAGGUGCUCAAGGUCGUCGGCGACCAUGUGGGCGGCGAAACACAGCUCGCUCUGACUUUCACCUCCCAGCACCUGGUGAAACUGGAUGUUCAGCAUUUCUUCGUGGACCCUGAUGUUCUGGAUUUCUCAAGCUGUCCUGUGUUGGAGGAUCUGAAGAUGCAGGAAGCUGGCUUCUGGGUGCGCAAGAUGUCAUUUCCGUCGCUCAAGCGUCUGUGCAUAUCUGAAUGCAACUUCCCCGCGGAUUACCGCGUCUGUAUAUCUGCACCUCGUCUUGUUUCACUGCAACUGCUUGAUUGUCAAGGCAAGACUCCUUUGCUUGAAGGCAUGCCACUGCUAGAAACAGCGUCCAUCGAUCUCUCCACAGGGUGCGAGGAUAAGUGUGGAGGUUGUGCUGACCAGACCUGUGAAGGCUGCCGUGGUUAUCCUGUUGGUGCUUAUCAGAGUGUGCUUCUCAAUAGUUUGUCCAAUGCUGUCAAUUUGGAAUUGAGAGAUCAACCUAAAGUGUAUAUCUACAAAAGGGAUCUGGAGUCUUACCCCACAUUUGGCAGAUUAAAGACUCUUUUGCUCGACAUGUGGUGUAGGGCUAUUGACCUACAUGCACUAGUUCGCAUUCUUCAGCACUCGCCAGCUCUUGAAAAGCUCACUCUUCAGCUUCGUAGUGAUGAGAGGUUCCUAUGUGCAGCCCGAGGCGAAAGAAAACAUGUUAAAAUAGAGGAAUCAUUUGCAUGUGUGCAUCUUAAGGAAGUCAGCAUUGAAUGUGAAGAGCGACUAAGGGUCAAGGAUAAGGUCAAUCAAAUUGUGAAGAUCUUGAAUAGAAGUGGCGUACUUUCUGAGCAUAUCAGUUUCAAGAAGAUCCCAAGGCCAAAAGCAUACUGUAUCCGGGCUGUGUCACCUUCAUUCUUUGAUCCCAACUGGUCGGGUGAGGACUAAGGCGCGUGUUCGGUGGUUGUGUGAUAUUGUUCCAAGCCUUCCGUUAUUUUGUUUGUCCAACUCUUUUAUUAUGUCGCCAUGUGCUGGCUGUCGGUGUAACUCAACGAAAAGAAUCUGGUUGGGUAUGUCAAGACGUUACUAGUAUUUAUCUGUUGUCAGCAAUGGAAACU